GGGUCGUUUGCGUGUUCUAGGCUGGAACAACAACAUUGUUAGGUAUAAACGGUAUGUGCGACUCAUAGACGAGUUGGUUCUUCCAUAGCCAAUGAUGGAGGCUUGAAGAGAAGGGCAGGAAACUGGGGAAGCACAGAGCAUAGGAUUGCCGCUUGAUAGACGAAUGAAGAAACUCCCGCGGCAAUGUCUACUGAAUUACGAGAACUUGACGCUUCCUCCGUUUCAGGUAGUAGUGAUGACAGCCAACGUGGGAUGUGCUCGUUGCCGGGAGAGAGUCUCGCAAGUCAUUUCAAGGAUGGACGGAGUGCGUGAAUACACAGUAGAUAUUCGAAAUGAACGAGUGAUCGUAAAGGGGGAUUUCAAGGUCGAAAGGGAGGUCCCAGAUGAAUCGGCCGACCUCCAAAUCAAGAAAGAGGAAGAACAUCAACUCCGCCUCCUCUUCAGAUACUUCAGAACCAGUUGCUUAGGCAAAUACUUUGGCCAUUGAACGUAAUUUCAAUUCGUGCAUAUUACUGUAUGGUAGCAAAUUGAAUUGUUUGCAGGUCGCGGUUUGUAUAUAUCAAGUGAAACGCUGUCCAGCCGAGACUUUCUCCUCAAAACAGAGCAAUGCACAUUCUAGGUGGCAAAUGCCAAUUCUCUACCGCAAA
Eucalyptus grandis is the source of this 647-nucleotide messenger RNA. RefSeq lists its product as uncharacterized. Gene Ontology annotation, molecular function: metal ion binding. The transcript has 3 exons. The record is from RefSeq and is a predicted model, not a curated record. NCBI's taxonomy places the organism in Eukaryota, Viridiplantae, Streptophyta, Magnoliopsida, Myrtales, Myrtaceae. Bases 164 to 487 code for a protein of 107 amino acids.